Messenger RNA from Aspergillus pseudonomiae, 1515 nucleotides. RefSeq names its product proteasome regulatory particle base subunit RPT6. NCBI's taxonomy places the organism in Eukaryota, Fungi, Ascomycota, Eurotiomycetes, Eurotiales, Aspergillaceae. The coding region runs from base 216 to 1385 and encodes 389 amino acids. Gene Ontology annotation, biological process: proteasome-mediated ubiquitin-dependent protein catabolic process. Gene Ontology annotation, molecular function: ATP binding; ATP hydrolysis activity; proteasome-activating activity. The record is from RefSeq and is a predicted model, not a curated record. Gene Ontology annotation, cellular component: proteasome regulatory particle, base subcomplex. The transcript is spliced from 3 exons.
ACGUACCUCUUCAACAUCCACAACCUAACUGUUCGGCGACAGCUCUUCAUCCUUUCAUCCAGCGUACUCGCCAAGUUUUCUUCUCGUGUUGAGAUCUUCAUAUCACAUACAGUCUCCUCUGUGCCACAGGUCGUUCGAAAUCUCAUAUUCAAGACCUUUGGUUUCGUAAAACCAGUUUAUAAUAUCGAAGGAGUUGUCAUCACUUUAUCUCCAGAAUGGCGCUCGAUAACUACUAUCACAAUAAAAUCGAGAGCAUGAAGCUCGAGAUUAUUCAAGGGCAAGCGGUGCUACGGAGAUUGGAAGCACAGCGUAAUGACUAUAACUCGAGGGUGCGGUUACUUCGGGAGGAACUGGGCUUACUCCAACAGCCUGGCUCCUACGUCGGCGAGGUAGUCAAGGUAAUGAGUACCAAAAAGGUACUCGUGAAAGUACAUCCAGAAGGGAAAUAUGUGGUGGAUAUUGCAGAUGGUGUCGACAUCAGCAAGCUAACUGUAGGCAAACGAGUCGCCCUACUUUCCGACUCUUACAAACUGGAAAAGAUGCUACCUUCCUCUGUUGACCCUCUUGUAUCUCUUAUGAUGGUUGAGAAGGUUCCGGAUAGCACGUACGACAUGAUCGGUGGUCUCGAUCAACAAAUCAAGGAAAUCAAAGAAGUUAUUGAACUUGGCCUGAAACAUCCGGAGCUGUUCGAAUCUCUUGGCAUCGCGCAACCGAAAGGUGUUCUUCUGUAUGGGCCACCGGGAACUGGUAAAACUCUGCUUGCUCGAGCAGUUGCCCACCAUACGGAUUGUCGAUUCAUUAGGGUCAGCGGUUCGGAAUUGGUGCAGAAGUAUAUUGGUGAGGGUAGUCGUAUGGUGCGCGAGCUGUUUGUGAUGGCUCGGGAGCACGCGCCGAGCAUCAUCUUCAUGGACGAGAUCGACAGCAUUGGAUCCAGUCGCAUAGACUCAGCAGGCUCGGGUGACUCAGAGGUGCAGCGUACGAUGUUGGAACUGCUCAAUCAAUUGGACGGUUUCGAGCCUACAAAGAACAUCAAAAUUAUCAUGGCUACGAACAGGCUGGAUAUUUUGGAUCCGGCCCUGUUACGUCCGGGACGGAUCGACCGGAAAAUUGAAUUCCCCCCGCCAUCGGUCGAGGCUCGCGCUGAUAUUUUGCGAAUUCACUCACGAUCAAUGAACUUGACGCGUGGUAUCAACCUAACGAAGAUUGCAGAAAAAAUGAAUGGAUGCUCUGGUGCGGAGCUAAAGGGUGUAUGCACUGAGGCAGGCAUGUACGCCCUUCGAGAGAGGCGGGUGCAUGUUACGCAAGAAGACUUUGAUCUGGCUACGGCCAAGAUUCUCAACAAGCAUGACGAUAAGGAGGUUGCUGUUUCCAAGCUUUUCAAGUAGACAUAGCAAGACUGAAGAAUGGAAGCGGCCUGAUAAUAGAUCGAGCCUAUUGCAUAAGCAAGAAGCGUGUAACACCAUUGCUACCAUCCCGAUUCUAUUAAAUAAAACUCAGCAAAGUAAUCCAACUGGC